This is a messenger RNA of Styela clava, 1694 nucleotides long. RefSeq lists its product as uncharacterized. The record is from RefSeq and is a predicted model, not a curated record. Lineage: Eukaryota; Metazoa; Chordata; Ascidiacea; Stolidobranchia; Styelidae.
GUCACGUGAUCAGUAGCGCGGACAAAAGCAAUUGAGUGCUUUUGUCCGCUGAAUGUUUCCUUCGAUCAAGCAUAAAAGACACUUGAAGCGUGUCUACUGAUGGUGAAUAUAUCAUAACCCACGUAUGGCCUUUGUAACGACUGUAAAUUGAUCUGCUUUGUUGUUUUGUCUUCGUUCGUUGUGUUAUUGUUCUUUAGAAGGGAGAGUGAUGGCAGAGACAAUUCAAACACACAGCUUGGAAAUUUCGGAAUUCAUAACAGUGUUUGGUAGGUUAGUUUAAAAGUUACAAGGGAUGAGUAUAUAGCUGUCGGAGAUUCUGAGACUGUUUUUCUUUCAUAUCUGUAGGUGAUUUUAGAAUAAUAUUAAAAAAGUGUUGUGUACAUCAAUAUUAAGCACCUGAUAACUAUUUUGUGUUUCAUGUAUGGAUAUCACUCGAGGCUUCAGAUGAGCUAAUGAAGUGAAAGAAUACGUUUAUGCUGCAUGUGCUGACUAUUCGAUACGGAACUAAGUAAAAUCCAAUAUCACUGAUUUGUGACAAACGUUAUUACUUACUCAAGAAUAUGAAUCGAAGUCAUAUUGGACCACACGUGCCCUUGCUGCAGCGUAUAUUUUGUGUUUUAUCAAUAAUAGCAAUCCCAUUAGGACUUUCAACACUUGUUGGCGGUGUCUUGAUUAUAAUAUUCUUGUCUGGUGCAGCAUCUGCAGCGUCUGGAGCAAUUGUGAUCUUCGUUGGAUUCUUAAUAUGUACAUUAACGCCUUUCAUAUCCUAUAAAAUUUUUAAUCUUCGUAUCAAGUUAUACGAAGGAUCCCCAAGGAUUGUAAAGAGCUAUGGAGAGUUUCCAAAUGAUCUCACCUACCCUCAAAGAGGGAUGAAUCUCUACAACGUUGCCGAGUUUACUGAUGGCACACAGCCGGGUGGAACUCAAACACAAGCUGGCCCAUCGAGGUCCACAUACCUUCCAGCAGAAAACGAAAUACGCCUUGACUUUGAAGAACAAUCAACAUCUUUUGGAGCAAAUAUGACUCCACAGACUGAGUCGGAGAGAGAAGAAAAACCGUCUCAACCCCAAAUGUUAUCAUUCGUAACGUCGCAGCCUAAAUCCAAAUCUGAUUGGAAAUCAACAAAGACAAAACCUUUGAGGCCAAGUAAGCAGCAAAUGGUUGACGAAAAUCCGGGUGUUUACUAUUCCACGGUUAAAGACGAGAAUGGAGGACAGCAUUUUAGUGUUUCUAAUCCAGAUUUACCACCACGUAAUGUGAGCAGACUCCAUCCACAGCCGAAUAUGCAAUCCGAUGAUAAUGCCAGUCGAACAAAGAUAUAGAUUUAACAAAACGUGACUAGUCAGCUGCUCUAUUCUUCAUUCGCAGUCCACCAAAUCCAAUUAAAACCGCUGCGCUUAACCGGUAAACAAAAAAUGGAUUUUUAAAAUUGAUUUGAAUAUCAAUCAAGGACCCAACAAAGACUAUUGCCCAAUCCUGAUGUUUUAUUCCUAUCAUGAAUCACUCCCGAUACAAGUACAUACAAAUCACAUCAGUUUCAAAGUAAACUACUAGAAUUUUUAAGACGAGUGUAAAUAUUCUUUUUUCAGAUUAUUGAUAAAUAUUUCAUAUACUUUUUUUUUGUAAACAAUAUUGUUCAUGAAGAGUGUUUUUAUAUUAGAUGAAAUAUUUACCUAAAAUAUAUAUAUAUAUAU